AUGACUCCUAAACCUAGAAAAAGAAAACCAUAAAAAAAACCUUCUCCUAUUAAAAGCAAAGAUAUUAAGAUUAUUGUAAUAGAUAGUUCGAAGAGAAAUAUAAAAAAAUAAGAAGUGAAAAAAAAGGAAACUAAAAUACAGUUAAGCAAAUUAUAAAAAUUUCAAGCACAAUUGAUUCCUUAAACUAAUGUAGAUCAGAUAAGAUUAAAACAUAUCUCAUGUAAAAUAAUGUGAUUUACUUUAGCUAAAAUUUAGUAGAAUUAUAGAACUUAAAAUCAGUCAUAUUUAUUAAAAAUUAAAAACUAAUAUGAUUAAUAUAAAUCAUUGAUUUUAAAAUAUACUUUGCUAACUGAACUUAAUGAUUUUUCUCUUUCAAAUGAUUUGCUUAGAAAAACUAUUAUAAAUACAUUUAUUAAUCAAAUUUAGUCAAGUUUCAACUUUUAAAAUUAAAAUACAUUACAUUUAAUAGCAAUUGAUUAAAUGAUUUCUAUUUUAUAAAAAAAUAAUGCUUUGACUAAGUAAUUUGAAAUAUAAAAUCUACUUUAACCAGUUUUUAAAUCAAAUAUGAUGGAUUAGGCUUAUAUUAAAUUAAAAAUUUUGAUGUAAUAAAGAAAUAUAUAAAAAUAAUUGGAAGAGAAAAAUCAACUUUUUUUAAAUUUGAAAGAAUAAAGUUUAUAAAAUUGUUUUGAUAAUGAUAUGGGAGAUAUACAUUUUUCAGCUUUAAAUUAUGCAGAGCUUUUGGAAUCUUAAUAAAAACAUGAAUUAAUAGUAAAUGCGACAGCUUAAUAAGUUAAACCAUUGAUUUUAGAUGGUUUUUUUAAGAAUUUAAAUAUAUAGAAUCCUAAAUAAUAGAUAAAUACAAUUAGAUAAUUUUUAAUAAAACCAAAUGCAAAAUAAUAUAUGGAAGUAAGUAAAGUUUCAGUUAAAUCAAAAAAUUAAAGUAAAGAGUCUUGUUAUUCAAAAAAUGAUUAAUAUGUGACUCCAUUUUAAUCAAACAUUAUGUAGUUAAAAUAAUUGUAAAAUUAAGACGUUAAAUUAUAAAACAAAUAAAAUUUUCAAUCAAAUUUAAAUGCUUAAAUUAGCAGGAUUUCAAAUAUGAACUCUGCUUUUGAUUUGCCUUUUGAAUUAGAAUCUUAAGCAAGUUGUACACCUUUAAAUGCUAAAAAAACCAUGUUAGUAUCAAAUAGGCCAGUAAAUAAAAUAGGAUUUGAAGGUGGAUGUAGAGAAAUAGAUAAAUAUAGUUAUAAUUCUAGAAAAGAAAUAAAAAAUUAAAAUUUAAGUGUUAAUAAAAAUGAGAUAAAUUAAUCUUAAUUAUUUUCUUAUUAAAAUAGAAGUGUUGAUCUUAGUAGAUAAUUAGGAUUCAGUAAUUUAUAUAAUUCAAAAUUAUUUAAUGCAAAUAAUUACUCAACAAAUCCUAAUAAUAAUUUAUAAUUUUCAAAAAUCUAAUCACUACAUGCAAGUACAAUAGUUGGUGAUUGGUUUAGUGAAUCUUCAUAAAGUAGAUUAGUGCUUUAACAAUAACAUAUGAGUUAAUAGUAUAACUGGAUAAUAUUCACAAAUGAAAAUAGCAAUAUGAGAUUUAGUAGAUAAAUUAAUAUAUAGAAUUUAAAAUUAUUGUGUGUUUAAAUAGAUUCAAACUUUUUUGAUGAUUAUGAAUGCAUUUUAUUGAGUGAUAAAUUUAAAAUAUUGAUAAUGGAAUAGAAAGAUUUAGUUAGUCCUGAAAUGCAUAUGAGAUUGGCAAAAGGUGAUGAAAGGGGAGCAAUUUAAGCACUUAUUAAUAAAAUGAAAAUAUAAAUGCAAUAAUUUAUGCUUUAAUAUAAUAGUAGAUAGGUCAUAGUUUUGAUUUAAUAUUAACAUUAAUUUUUUUUAAGAAUGUUAAUUGAAUACAUUUUUCCAUAACUAGGAUAAUUGUAGGAAUAAUAUAAAAUCACACCAUUUUAUUAGAUAGAAGAUUUACAAGAAAUUAUAUUAGAUUUAAUACAAAAUUAGGAGAAUAUAAGAUAUGAUAGAUUGAUAAAAGUACCAAAUGAUCUUAACAAAUUUAGAUCUAAAAUAUAAAAUAUUGAAUUUUCUAAUUUGGUUACGAUGAGAUGCUUAAAUCAAUUAUAUUAGACAUUAGUAUAGCAAUUAACAAAUUGA
Molecule: messenger RNA, 2139 nt
Organism: Paramecium sonneborni
Lineage: Eukaryota; Ciliophora; Oligohymenophorea; Peniculida; Parameciidae
Source: the annotation of a GenBank genome assembly